GCCGACAGAAGCGAAGCCUUUCGCCGGUUCGGACAAGUCCAAGUCCAUUCGUUUUCGUGGAACCAUGGCUGCAUCUGUGUAUUUAAAAAAGUCAGCCCUUCUAACAUCGUACACAGCUAGAUUAGCCUCUCUGAGACACGCUGCUGCUGCAGCUACAGCCCCUGCUGGAACAAAAGGUGUUAAGAAGUUCGAAAUCUACAGAUGGGAUCCCGAGAAGAAGGGGGACAAGCCACAUCUCCAGACAUUUGAGGUUGAUCUCAACAAAUGUGGUCCCAUGGUUCUGGACGCCUUAAUCAAGAUCAAGAAUGAGAUUGACCCGACGCUUACCUUCCGGAGGUCUUGCAGGGAAGGCAUCUGUGGCUCCUGUGCAAUGAACAUCAAUGGCACCAAUACCCUGGCGUGCAUUUGCAAGAUCGAUGAAAACACUGCAAAGUCUACAAAGAUCUACCCGCUCCCUCACAUGUAUGUGGUCAAAGACCUUGUUCCAGAUAUGGCUCUGUUCUAUGAGCAGUACAAGUCGGUGCAGCCCUGGCUGCAGAAAAAGACUGCCGUCAAGAUUGGCGACCACCAGAAUCUCCAGAGCAUUGAAGACCGCAAGAAACUGGAUGGUCUCUACGAGUGCAUCCUCUGUGCCUGCUGCUCCACGUCAUGCCCCAGCUAUUGGUGGAACAGCAACCGCUACUUGGGACCGGCUGCGCUCAUGCAGGUCUACCGCUGGGUCAUCGACUCACGCGACGAGAACACUGUUGAGAGGCUGAAGCGCUUGGAGGACCCAUUCACCAUGUACCGGUGCCACACCAUCAUGAACUGCACACGGACUUGCCCCAAGGGACUGAACCCUGGCAAAGCCAUUGGUGAGCUCAAGAAGUUAGUUGGUGGAUUGGCACAGAAGCCAACAGCAGACCUUACAGGCACUGCUUGAGCACUGCUGACAGUUGCGUCUAUUGAGGACUUCUGACCCGCCCCCGCAAGAAUAUUGAAAAUGCACUGAAGCCUGCAAUGUAGCAUAAUGGUAUGCAAUCAGGAAAAGCAGCCUCGCAAGUGAAAAUAAAGUGCAUUUGAAAGUGUGAAA
This is a messenger RNA of Dermacentor andersoni, 1072 nucleotides long. Its product is annotated as succinate dehydrogenase [ubiquinone] iron-sulfur subunit, mitochondrial-like. Gene Ontology annotation, biological process: respiratory electron transport chain; aerobic respiration; tricarboxylic acid cycle. Lineage: Eukaryota; Metazoa; Arthropoda; Arachnida; Ixodida; Ixodidae. Gene Ontology annotation, molecular function: 2 iron, 2 sulfur cluster binding; electron transfer activity; oxidoreductase activity. The record is from RefSeq and is a predicted model, not a curated record. Gene Ontology annotation, cellular component: mitochondrial membrane.